Messenger RNA from Planococcus citri (citrus mealybug), 4463 nucleotides. RefSeq names its product histone-lysine N-methyltransferase G9a (gene G9a). Gene Ontology annotation, molecular function: zinc ion binding; p53 binding; histone H3K9 methyltransferase activity. The transcript is spliced from 17 exons. NCBI's taxonomy places the organism in Eukaryota, Metazoa, Arthropoda, Insecta, Hemiptera, Pseudococcidae. Gene Ontology annotation, biological process: peptidyl-lysine dimethylation; negative regulation of transcription by RNA polymerase II. Gene Ontology annotation, cellular component: chromatin; nucleus. The record is from RefSeq and is a predicted model, not a curated record. The coding region runs from base 493 to 4023 and encodes 1176 amino acids.
AUUAUCAAUACGCCGUCGUACUUGAGAAAUUUUCAAAAAACUAAAACACUUCCAUAUACCGCUAUUCUCAUAAACCUUGUGCGGGGAUAUUGUAAGGUGGCCCUUCUCGCUCCGCGCUCCACGCCAUUAUUUUUCCGUGUCGACUUCGAAAAAAAAACUAAAAAAUAGCUUCAUAAUAAUUUCUACAAUAUUUCGGUUGAUUUAAAAAUCUAAGUAAACAUGUCAAUAAUGUGUUUUCUUAAUAGAUAGUAAAACACAAUCGCGUUCGAAAAAAAAAUAAGUAUAAUGUAAUCAACGAUCGUUAUUUAUCGCCUAAAAAAGUACGUUAGUAAAAUAACGAUAAAUCAUCAACGAAGAAGUCGGAUUCGCGGUCGUAAUGUGAAUUCCGGUCGGCACAUUUUUCGAAAUUUUCGACGCCGUAUAGUGAAACUCAGGUAAAACACUUAAUCAUGUUAUACUGGUGCGACAGUUAACCGCGUUAAAUUCAUUCUAAUGGAAGAAGAUAACGCCAAUACGCAAGAAAAUGAUGUGAAUUUUCUUUACAACAAGAGCGAAGAAACGAACGGAGUUGAAAGCUAUGAGCCUUACAGUACGCAAGAUUUGGAAGAAUUGUUGGAGGAUGAAACACCUGUGAAUGAAAACACACCAGAUGUUGCGCCGAUUGAGAAAGACAUAUUGAGUGAAAACGUAGAAGACGAAACCGAGCUAACACAUGAGAACAACGAUACGAAUAAGCCUAGGAUUAUUUUAACGCUACGAACCAGUGAUACGGAUCCAGAUGCUUAUUUCAGUACGAGCAGUAUUCAGCCGAAAGUAACAGAAGAAAGUCCGGAGAAGAAAGAAGUGCAUAAAGUCAGAGAAAGUUUACCAGAUUCGGUCAACGUUGAGUUAUCGAGUAAGCGAACUUUGAGGCGUAUGUCUAACUGUAAGGAAUCUGUUUUACAGAAUGCUAUCGCCUUGAAAGAGAAAUCUUUUGGUUUACCGGAUACUUCGUACAAGAAAAGGUCGCCGAAAGGUUUAGAUAAGUCGCAAAGAUCUCUCAGGAUGAAGUCGCCGAAAUCUCUGAUGUCGUAUUUUCACGACAAAUCGAAAGUUCACGAAUUACCAGAUAAUAAGGAAAUCACCAUCACGCCGAUUAUCGAAGAUGACGUUGAUUUAAACGUUAAUCCUGCCGUAAACGAGCCUACAUUGAUGAAAAUCGAAGCGUUAUCGGAGAUAGAGAUCAAUAGCAACGGAUCCUUCAAUAAUUCUAUACAAACCGACGAUAGUCUGCAGUCGUCCAAGUCAGCGUAUGAUAAAAACCUCAAACCUAAGAGAAGGAAAAGGUAUUUCAAAGGGUUGAGUUAUUCGUUUAAUAAUAAAAGACAUCCAAAAAAAAGACGCCUGCAAUCGGAACGUGGUCGUGGCAAUAAAUACGAACCAUCGGAAAGUUCCGAACAAGAUACCGAUUCUCAGCACACCAUUAUUAAUUCUUCAGAAAUUAACGAAAUGAAUGAUGAAAGCGAAUUGUCGAAAGAUUCUAGUCAAGAGCAAUCAGUAUUAUUUAAAUCGGCCACUGGUAUUCUUCAAAAUCAUAAACAUACAUCUAUGGAUGUAAUAAACAAUUCAUUUAACGAGAAAGCACCAUCACCAAGUACCGGAGACACGCCGAAAAAACCAUCUCGACCAGAAUCAACGCUUAUAUCAUCUGGCGGAGGAACUGCAGCCUUAUGCCUUUGUCAAGUACAAGAGAAAGUGUUCAUGAAAGUUGAAUCUGAUUCGAAACAUCAUUGCCAAGCUAUAGAUUCCAUCGAAGGGAAACACAUAGGAUGUUGCAAUUACGUAGACAUCGUCGAAGAAGACAUCAAGUUACAAAGGCCUAGCGUCAAAGUUACUUACCUGAUGUUCUGCAAAGUGCACACUCACCGUUUGUUGAUUCACAAUUGUUGCCCAACUUGCGGCCUAUUUUGUACUCAGGGUAAAUUUGUGAUGUGUGAGUCGCAUCAUAUGUACCAUCGAAAAUGCGAGCUUCUUAUCGAAGAUAAACGAGUAUGUCCACAUUGUGGUCAGUUAUCUCCUUCCAACGAUGUUCAUAUAUCAAUAGGUCAAAAGAAGAACCCGGUGUUCUUACCUUUUCAAAUAUCGCUGCGCGAUACGCCAUCGGCGAAGAUGAGUUUUCGGGGGAGUGUGACGUUGGAAAAACCAGAAGACCGUCCGAUGUCCCCUCCUCUCGUGCCUCCUCGAAUAUUCACUCUACCCUCUGGAAAAGAGAUCACAUCCGACGGAUUACCAGCUUCGAUAGAGAAAGAAAAGUUAGAGAAGUAUUUGUUAGGCCUUUUGCCUUGUAGUAGCAGUAGUCCAGCUCAGAGAUGUACUUAUCGUAUGAUGUAUCAAGCUUCGAAAGCCGGAGACGUUGAAAAAAUAAUGGCUUGUUUGAGUUCCGGAUUGAAUCCGAAUCAUCUGUAUCGCGAACAUGUGAUGGGUUCUGCUCUUCAUGCUGCCAGUGCCGGAGGAUUUAUCGCUAUUGUUCAUAUACUUACGCAGGCCGGUUCGCAAUUAGAUUUAUUGGAUCGUGAACAAAACACCUCGCUGAUGUUAGCUGCAUUAAAUGGUCACAACGAUGUCGUUAAAUAUUUGGUUAAAGCUGGAGCUAAUGUUUCGUUCAAGGGUAAAGAUGGCAUGGCUGCUUUGCAUUUGGCUGCAAAAUCGGGCAAUUUAGAAGCGUGUUAUUACCUUUUAUCGAAUCCGAAGUCGCCUCGAGAUUAUGUUAAUUUCGUCGAUGAUGGUGGAUGGACACCUUUGGUUUGGGCUGCCGAAUUCAAUCAUUUAGAUGUAGCUUUAUAUUUGCUAUCACGCGGUGCUGAUCCAUUUGUGAGAGACGUCGAACAAAAUAUCGCUCUUCAUUGGGCUUCUUUCACCGGAAGCGUCGAUACGACUGAAGUAUUGUUGAAUUAUAAUUCAGAUAUCAAUUGUACAAAUGUUCAUGGUGAUACACCCUUGCAUAUUUGUGCUCGGCAAGAUCACUAUGCUUGUGUUGUUCUUCUCUUGGCUCACAAAGCUCGGACAGAUAUCGUCAAUAAGGCCGGCCAGUUGGCAGUAGAUUGUUGCGUUAUAAAACCGAGCGAUUCCGAGAACGCGAUUCGGCUCAAUAUGCAGUUGAAAGAGAUGACGUCCCAUAGUAGAGAAAAAACUGCCAGAAUAUUGACCAACGAUAUUACUCGAGGACACGAAGUGAAUCCUAUACAAUGUAUUAAUGCUAUCGAUAUGGAAGACGAGCCUACAGAUUUUGUGUACAUCACUGAGAACUGUUUUACUUCUAAUAUCAAAGUUGAUCGAACCAUCACUUCGUUAAAGUCUUGUUGUUGUCGAGAUAAUUGCAGUUCAACAUUCUGUUCGUGUGGUAAACUAAGUCUACGAUGUUGGUACACAGACGAUGGAAAAUUAUCUCCUGAUUUCAAUUACGCUGAACCACCCAUGUUGUUCGAAUGUAACGCUGUUUGUAAAUGCAACAAGGUUACGUGUAAGAAUAGAGUAGUUCAACACGGAAUCACCGGCAGAUUCCAGUUAUUCCGAACUAAAGAGAAAGGAUGGGGAGUCAGUACGUUGAGAUUGAUUCCGAAAGGAACGUAUGUUUGCGAGUACAUUGGUGAAAUAAUUACCGAUACAGAAGCUGACACCAGACAAGACGACUCUUAUCUUUUUGAUUUAGAUAAUAGAGUAAGUGACGGAGAAACCUAUUGUAUAGACGCGUUCCGUUACGGCAAUAUCGCCAGAUUCAUCAAUCACAGCUGUGUGCCGAAUCUUCUGCCUGUCAGAGUUUUCAUCGACCAUCAAGACUUACAUUUUCCAAGAAUCGCGUUUUUCGCGAAUAGAGAUAUCCAACCUUAUGAAGAAUUAGGUUUUGACUAUGGCGAAAAAUUCUGGAUCAUUAAAUACAAAUCGUUCACGUGUACCUGUGGAGCGGAAACUUGCCGAUACUCGACUACCACUAUACAGAAAACUCUGGACGCGUACAACAAGAAAUUAAUGCUGGAGGAAUCAUAAUUACCUACUGCGUAAUGUGAUUUUUUAAAUAACGGAUAAAACGGAUAUGGUACAUGGAUAUGUUAAGAAAUCGAAUUCUAGUUAACUUUGUAUUUUCGUGUAUUUAUUUAUUUAUUUGAUUCGAUUUUUUUCAAAGUCUAGAUACUUUUUAAAUUAUAUUGUGAAUUGUAUAUAUUAUAAGGUUUUAUUUUAUACGAUACUAUUUUAUACGGAUACGAGGAAACGUGCUUUUUUGUAGGAUUUGAUCCUUUCACUUAUUUAAAUUUGUAUCAACGAUGUACGGUUAUCAAAAAUCGCAUCAUACUGAAACGAAGAAACAUGGAACUUAAAUUUUUUUGUUCAGUGAUAUUUUAUGAAAUGCGAAUAAUGAUUUUGUAUGCGCGUUGCGCAAUUAAUUUAAUUUUCUGCGACGUUGAAUAAAUUUAUAAUUCAUUUUGUCA